AUGAGUGGGCCUGAUGCUAAAUAUUGGCUGCAAGAUCACAGGAUCCCGCAAUUGUUUGAAGUGAGUUCACAUUCAAAAAGAAUGAUAAUUUAUGAAAAAAAUUUAUUUUUAACAAUUCCCACAAUGAUUUUGAAGGUUUUAAAUUAGAGUCCAUAUUGAAUCACUCUUCUGAAAUGUCAUCAAAAGAGAGUUCUUCUCUGAAAGUUAAAAAAAAUUUGUUUCUUAUUCAUUUGAAUGAAAUUAUGAAAGAAACUGCAAGGUUUUCAAUAAAAAAAAACAAAAUCUGAGAGAAAAAACCAGAGUUCAAUAAAAUUUUUAAUUUUUUAGAAGCUUAAAAUUAGGUUUUUUUUUCAUAAUUAAGUUGAUAGAAUUUCGUGACUUCUAUUUUUAUGUAUUAUUUGGUAACUGUACUGACCUCCCUCAGCCACCUUUAAAAAUUUCAAUUAGAAAAUUAAAGACAUUAUAUGGUUUCUUGAAAAUGUCUAAUGCACACAGACAAAUGAGAAAUUGUAGUUUGAUUUGUGCUCUACGUGAUAUUCUAAAUUGAAUCCUUAUUUCUCUCUUCAAAAAAAUCUUGGCUAUAGCAAAUUGACAUUAAUAAAUUUUUCCUACGAAAAAAGAAAAGUGCAAAGGUUAUAGUUCAAUGAAAAUAGAGUGCUUCCGCUUCAUAACGAAAAUAGAAUAUUUUGCGUGUUUAAAUCAAAUUAUAUUGUAUAUUCAUUGCAGGGUCUCAUGACAGGAUUGAUCUAUAUUCGACCAGAAGAUCCGUUAGAUUUUAUGGAAGCUGCUUUGAAAAAAGUUCGAGCAAAACCUGAUAUGAUUAUGUCAUGGGAUAUGUUUAUCAAUGAUUCAACAGGUUUGUUUUUUUUUAAAUAUUUAUUAUGAAUGAAUCAACAAAAUCUUUUGAAUUGUCCAAGAAGAAUAAGUGAAAACAAAUUUGAAUAGCGUCAAAAAUAGCAAUAAAAAAGGAAAAAAAAGAAUAAGAAUAAAAAAAGGUGAGCAGUGAGGUGAGCAAUUAUUAUGUCGAUAUAGGUUUUUGGAGAGGCAUAGUUUUUUAUGCUCACCGAUUUUCUUGUUCUAGUCUUUAUUCUUUUUUUCUGUCUGUUCAUACUUUCAAACAUUAUAUUAUGUAUUUUAUAUUUAUGUUUGUACUAUUUCUUGUUCAUUUUCAGCCGCUCGGGUAGCUCGUGAUUAUCCAAAUAGAUCGUUACUUCAAUCAACUUCUUCAUCAUCUGGCAAACUUGCGAAAGCAAGGAUAACAACAAAUGCAAUCGAUGAAUCAAUGUGAUUUUGAUUCAAAAAAUCUAUCUAAAUAGAAUUUUUUCAGAGAAAAUUCGAUUGACGAAGGAGAUCUAACUCGUGAACCUUCUCGUUCAAAUACUGUUGAACAUCGAAGUCCAGAACCCCGAUUACCAUCAGUUGAAUCACAAUCUCAAGAAGAAAUGGUUGCUCAAAGAGUCGCCUCGGUUACCCGAGCUGCUGAAGUUGCAAAAAUUCCAGAUGUUCCUGUGAUUUUAUUCAUGGGUGGUCCGGGUGGCGGAAAAACUAGACAUGCGGCAAGAGUGGCGGAUUCAUUGGUAGACAACGGUUUAGUACAUAUUUGUAUGCCGGAUAUUAUUCGAUCAGCUUUGGCAAAAUAUAAGGAUAAAUAUCCGGAAUGGAAAGAGGCCAAUGAGCAUUAUGUUAGAGGUAUUUGAAUUGGAUUGAAAUGAAUGGGGAAGAAAUGUUGAAUAGGGAUUAGACGUCAAUGAUUUUCUGACGUCUGUGGAUUUUUUGAUUUUGUUGAAAAUAUUUAAAACGCAAUUGUAAUAGGGAAAAUCAAAAAAUCAUCUCUAUUGUGAAGUUUCAGAUUUACGAAACCUGUCAAAUUUUAGGAAAAACAUCCAUAGAUAAGGAUGUUUUUCGAGAAAUCCAUCUGCUUCUAAUGAUUCAUUAAGUGUCUGAAAUUCGAAGAUCAGAACACGAUAAUACGAAGAUCAAAAAUUCAUCUUUCGAAAAUACUCCGGAUAUCCGGAAAACAUAAUUUCUGGGCCAAUGCUCGACGAAACUUCAAAACUUCAAAAAUCAACACAAAUAAUAAUUUUCAGGAGAGCUGAUACCAAACCAACUUGCAUUAAUGCUCCUAAAGGUAAUCCUUAAACAAGAAAUUUUUCAUUCUUAACUAUGUUUUUUAAAAAAAUUCAGGCUGAAAUGGGAAGACAUCCAUCUGCUUUGGGUUUCUUCCUUGAAGGUUAUCCCAGAGAAGCUCGACAAGUUGAAGAUUUUGAAAGACAAGUAAAAUCAGUAAACAUGGCUUUAAUUCUUGAUUAUGAUGAAAGAACCUUGAGAGAUCAUAUGGAAAGAAGAGGUUUAGGAAUGGAGAUUAUUGAUCAGAAAAUCAAAGAAUUCAAACAAAAAACUUUGCCAUCUGCAAAAUAUUUCGAUGAUCAAAAAUUAUUGCAUUUGGUUGGUUUUGUUGUCUGGAAAUCAAAAUAAUAAGAAAACUUGUUUAGAUUCCUGGAGAAAAAGAUGAUAAUACAAUUUAUGAGAAAAUGAAAGGUUUGGUAAUCAAGGCAUUAGAAACUGGUGUUCCAGUAUUGAAUAGCACACCAUCUAGUAGUCAAGCAACCCAGCCACAGAAACCUAGAACACCUUCUCCAACACCAAUUGAUUCUGAAGUGAAAAAUAAUGCCAUUGAAACAAAUGUGGCGCACAUUGAAAAUAUUGAAUCAAAUCAACAAUCUUCAACAAUUCGUUCACCCAAAGGAAAACCACCCUCUCCCCCUUCACCACCAAAAACCGAAGAAUCUGUGAGAGAUGAGAUUCCACCAACACCCUCAAUUCAAACACCAGAUGAAAGUCGAAUAAAUACGACUGCUACUACACAAAAUGGUAAGUUUUAUUGAAAAUUAUUGCAGAGAUUUUUGAAAAAUGAUAUACAUAGAACCAGCUCGAUUGCAAAGUCCUCCCCAAUUACAAACUCAAAUAAUUGUACCACAAUUGAACUUACCAAGAGAAAAUGGUGAAUGUUUUGAAAUGUAGUGAAUGUGUUUUUUAUUUUUUUUGUCAUGCUUUUUAUGUUCGUUUGGGAUUCUAGGAGUCACUGGAUUUUAAAAAAAUUAUUAUUUCAAAAGGAAUUUAUAUCUUUUUCACCCAGUGACUCCAAAAAUUCCCUAUCGUUUCUCUCCGAAAAAUUCUCAAUUUCUAGGAACUGCCGAUUCUGCAGCUGUAGAAACCCCAUCGACACCAGUAGUCGCGGCGAGCACAACAGUUGGCUCAUCGGAGCCAAUAAAUCUAACAAAUAAUGCGCCAGUUAUACUUGUUCUUGGUGCACCUGGAUCGCAGAAAAAUGAUAUUGGACGACGAAUUGCUCAAAAAUAUGAUGGUUUCACAUUGCUUUCAAUGGGUGAUAUUUUGAGGAAAAAAGUGGCGAGCGAGAAAAAUGAUCAACUUUGGGAGAAAGUUGGCACAAAAAUGGAUAAUGGAGAAAGUAUUGCAACUGUAAGUUGUAAGAAAUUGGGUAAAAUGUCUAAAUUUGAUAAUUUUUAAGAAAGUUUGUCGAUCUGUGUUAUUCGAGGAGCUCGAAUCUCGAGGGAAUUCUUGGGGAUAUGUGAUUGAGGGCUAUCCAAAAACUCCAGAUCAACUAACUGAUGUAGAAAUGACACUUCAAAGAAUAGAUCUUGCACUUCUGAUUGAUUGUACUGAACAGUUUUGUUUGAGUGUGAUUGAGCAGAGAAAUCCAGAUAAUAGACGACCAGGUAGGUCAAAAAGCCCUAAAACUCAAGAUCUUAUGAAUUUCCUGUUUUUUUUAUUUGAAAAUAAUUCACUUUCCCAUUUCUCAAGUUGAGAAUGAAUCAAAAUCAUUCAAAUUCCAGAUGAUACAACUGAACAUGUGAAAUCACGAAUGGAAUUUUUCAAAAAGAAUACACUUCCUAUGCUGAAAUCUCUUGAUGAACGCGGAAAACUUCGAGUGGUGAGAGUUGCGCAUGAUACGGUAUGCUUUGUUGUCAUUCUAUCUGUGAUUUCAUUCUUUGAUUCAAUAUUUUUGAAAAUUUUCUAGGUUUUUCUAGUAGAAGUUUUUCAAAAUUCAACCAUUAGAUCGACUAUAUCGAAAAAAAAUUCCUCAUGUUCAUUUUGGAAACUGUUUCCUUCAGAUUUCAAAACUCUAGUUGAUAGCCUCUUCAAAUUGAUUGUAUUUAUUCCAACUUUUAGCAUGAUUUUUCAUUGUGAAUCUGUGAUUUUACUUCUUUUUUUAAACCAUUUUUCAAAUCACUUUUCAAAAUUACGCACGAUGUUUUGUUGUUCUUCACACUUCUGCUCUUAAAACCAAAAAAAACCCUGAAAUUUUUCUUCAAUUUCUAUAUUCCCAGGUUGAUGGAGAUUCCGAUCCGGAUACAGUUUUCAAGGAAGUCACACAAGUAAUCGAUACUGUUUUGUAUAUUGAAGGUAUUUUUUGAUUUUAAAAGUAGCAAUCAUAUCGAUAAGUUUUUUUGUAGAUGAUGGAGAAGGUGCAAGUCUUGGAGAGUCGAAAAAAGGAGCAUUAGAAUCGUCAACAAAUUCAUCAUCAGUAAAUUAA
This is a messenger RNA of Caenorhabditis angaria, 4555 nucleotides long. The record is from the annotation of a GenBank genome assembly. NCBI's taxonomy places the organism in Eukaryota, Metazoa, Nematoda, Chromadorea, Rhabditida, Rhabditidae.